Messenger RNA from Rangifer tarandus platyrhynchus (Svalbard reindeer), 858 nucleotides. NCBI's taxonomy places the organism in Eukaryota, Metazoa, Chordata, Mammalia, Artiodactyla, Cervidae. The record is from the annotation of a GenBank genome assembly.
AUGGGGGUGGGGGGCAGUGGUCCUCAAUUCUCCUCAGUGAUCCCCGAUAAACACGUUAGAAGGAAGCAAGACUUCCAAGCACCUGUACAAAACCCGGAGGGCAGAAACCCCGCUCCAUGGCCCCUAGAGCCCCGCCGCGCACUCUGCGGCAAAGCCCCUGACUGGAGAUGGGCGAGCCCCGCUCCAGAGUCCCGAGGCGAGAAAGGGAACCCGGCGGACGAGGAGCGGCGCCGGGGCAGGGGCUCUGGGGCGACUUACGGCAGCGGCGGCGAGGGAGGCAGCGGCGGCCCUAGCGCGGGGCCCGGGAGGCGCGGCCGGACUGCAGAGGCGCCGAGGAUGCGGCGGGCGGGACUGCGGUGGGCGCCAUCUUGGAGCGCUCCCCGCGCCCGCCCCCCGCGCCGCCCGAGUCCUUGCAUAAUUGAUGACUCGCGCCCGCCGCGCGCCGCCGCGCGCGCCCCCGCCGCCGGGCCCCCCGCCCGCCCCGCCCCCGCGCCGACCCCCGGCGCGCGCCCCCCGCCCGCCCCCGACCCCCGCCCGCGCACGCCGCCCCCGCCCGCCCGCCUGCGUCCCGAGGCCCACCUACCCCUGCAGGGCGCGCCCGUUCGCUCGCGGCGCUCCGCGCCGUUCGCCCGUCCGCUCGCUGGCUGUCAGGCCGGCGUCCCCGAGCCGCCCGGACCGGAUCCGGGGCGAGGGAGCAGGGCGCCGGUAGGGGGCGCCGCGCCGGAGCGCCUCGCGAGCGUCCCCGGGCCCGCCUCCCCGACGCCCCCACCGAGCCGCGCGGGAGGGGCUCCUGGGCAGAACGCCGGGACGCGGCCGCGGAACACGCUGGCGGGCUGUCAGCCAGCACGCGGGCGUUGA